GCUCAAGAAGGUCGUGUGUGCGCUCGCAGUAAAAAAGCUCAAAGCUUUGCAUCGUUUCGUUCCGUUUCGCUUCGUUUUUGGUGUCGAUUUGUUUCGUUGAGUUUUCGUUUGUCGUCUUUCGUCGUGUUUCUUGAGCGCGCAAUUUCUAAAAAAAAUACGAAACAACAAAAUCAACUCCGAGUCACACAAAUUUGCAUUUGGAUUAAUUCUGCAAAUAAAUAUCAUUGGGCAAUUAAGGAAGUAAUUUGUGGCUGUCGAUGUGCUGUAGUUGUAGUUGUUGUUGUUGCAAGAUCAUCAGCCAGGCAGCGUCCCGAGUCAGCUUCAGCGUCAGCGUCAUCGUCAUCGUCAUGAAUGCAACCACAUGAAACGUCGGCUGUUGAAGCGUCAACAGCAAUUGCCAUAAUUGCCAUUGGAGCAGCAAACAUACACACAUACACACACACAUCACUUAUACAUACGGAUACACACCAGAGAGCUGGAGGCAAGGAGUCCAAUAACCGCACCACCCAUCCGACAACAACAAUAGCAACAACAACAACAGCGUUGAGCAUCGAAACUCGCCACACGAGAUAUCCGCGGCAGGCACAAAUCCAAUUGGCAGCCAGCAACGUUUGGCUCCUCCAAACUGAAUUGUAACAACGCGUCAAAGCAUCGGGCGCCGGAAAAUCCCAAAGUCAAAGCCAAAAAAAACAAAAACAAAACUAAAAUAGCAGAUAGAAAAACCUGUGGAGCGAGGGAUCAAUGAACGCGGCACGCAGCUGCCAGCAACAACGGCGCAGCGGAGCAUAAGAUAAAACGAAACGGGCCAGCAUUUGGCUUGGCAACGUUCAAGUUCAAAAUCGCCAUAACAACAGCAACAGCAACAGCAACAAUUGCAAUUGCAACUGCAACAAGCAGGAAGUUGCACAGCUGCACCUUAAUUGGGCGCAGUGUCAUUACCACCACCAUCACCACAGCAACAGCAGCAGCCAGUACAACAACCAACACACACGCUCAUCCCGCUCAAUGUAAGAUGUUAGUGACCAACCAAAACAACGACAAUCAGCAGCAGCAACAGCUUCGCCACAGCCACAGCAACAGAUGUCACAGCUGCAAUACUUGGCAACUCAGCUUUUGCCUGCUUCUUGGCUGCCUCUGGCUUCUAACAGCCACCACGGAUGCCACCUCGCCCACCUCCACGGUAUCGACAGCACUGCUGACGGGCCAACAGCUGGCGCCGUGGCAGACAACAGCCUCGUUUGUGGCCACCGCUGCUGCCACAGCGGCGCCAACAGCACGCAAUCUUUAUGCGCCAUAUCAGCGCUUUAGUCGGCAGGACGAUGUCAGCUUUAAGGAUGUGCGACAGCGCACCGAUGGCAGCAUUGUGCAAUCCUUUGGUUCCUAUCGCACAGCACGUCAAUCUGCCGCUAUCCCAGUAUCCGUCGCACAGCGUCGCUCGGAUGUGGAGAUUAUACCAGCUCCUUCCGUGGAGCUGCCGCUGAACGAGCUGAUCACAAUACCCAAGCAGCUGGUGCCCACGCUGCCCGAGAAUGUGACGCGUCAGGGACGCAAGCGCAACUACAUGUACAUUCCACUCCAGUCGGAGGCGGAAUCAGGCACCGCGGCCACCUUGCUGCAGCUGCGUCCCAGCCGCAAUGCCUCGCUGUCGGCGCUGGGACCGCCAGCCGACGGUGUAGCUGCCGUUGCCCAUGAAUUCGGUGCUGCUUUGGCCGCCCAGGCAGAAACGCAGCCACAACCCCAAUCAGACCGCACGGAGCGCAGCGAUCUGGUGGCUGCAGCCAGCUCCACAGAUAAGUUGGAGUAUGCCGAGCCAGAGAAUACGAGUCGCCGCGUGGGAUUUCAGUUCCCCAGCUACAGCCUGAAGCCAGCGAAUCCCUUCUAUCCGCAAGCCUAUCGCGAGGACAGUCCCAUCUUCGAUGAGGCCAGCGCGGCCAGCGGCGUCUUUGAGCCGCAACCUUACAGCGAAGAUGCCGCUCCCGCUCCCACGCCCACACAAUACGAGACACACGAGACACGCCACACGCGUCAGUUGUACUUUGACUCGGAUGUCUCGCCCUCCAGCUUUGAGUUUCCUGGUCUCGUGGCCAACUCGAAGCCACACACUCUGAAUGCCGCUGUGGCUGCUGGGAAACUGUAUCGCGAUGAUGUCACCAAGUUUGGCGAUAUCAAUGGCCCCAUCACCGCCUUGCCACAGCGCCUGCAACGCGGCCUCUACUUUGGCGACACGGAAUUCCGCACCGGACCUCCCGCCCCGCUGCGACAGUUUGGUCCACAGAAGGCCUUCACCGAGUACGUGGGACCUGGCGAUUAUCAGAGCUCCCGCAAGAGUCGCUACUUUCCCUACAAGUCGUCACGCAGUCCACGCGUUGUCUUUCCCAGCAACGAUAAUGUUGGCACCACCGGACCCAGCGGACCCAGCAGCGCUCCAUCCGGCAAUGGAGUUUACUUUAGCGACAACAUUGCUUUCAGAGAUCAGAACUUUGGCAUCAAUGAACUGGCUGCCGUUCAAGAUGUACGCAACGACUAUAGCCUACAGGAUCUGGACAGCGCUGCGGAGGCAACGAGCAGUCCUCAGUCGGCGAGCACAUUCAAGGAGAAAGUCGACAUCACAACGGACAUGGAGUGCCAGCAUCGCGGCGGUACCUGUGAGUUCUUUUUAGGCUGCUGGCUAUCCGGUGGCCUCAUACAGGGCACUUGCAACGGAUUGCUGCGGGGCUGUUGCCAUCGCACCGCCAAAUCGGCAAAUUUACGCAGCUCGGACUAUGUGGGCAAUACGGUUGAUCUGACCGAUUUGCCACAAAAGAACUUUGGACCGGUCAACAAUGAACCCAGCUGCGGCAUCUCGUUGGCCAAGCAGACAGCACAGCGUCGCAUUGUGGGCGGCGAUGAUGCCGGCUUUGGCUCCUUUCCCUGGCAGGCAUACAUACGCAUUGGCUCCUCCAGAUGCGGCGGCUCACUGAUCUCACGUCGUCAUGUGGUCACUGCCGGACAUUGUGUGGCACGUGCCACGCCCCGUCAGGUGCAUGUGACACUGGGCGACUAUGUGAUCAACUCAGCUGUGGAACCGCUGCCCGCUUAUACUUUUGGCGUUCGUCGCAUUGAUGUGCAUCCGUAUUUCAAAUUCACGCCGCAAGCGGAUCGCUUUGAUGUGUCCGUGUUGACGUUGGAGCGCACCGUGCACUUUAUGCCACACAUAGCUCCCAUUUGUUUGCCGGAGAAGAACGAAGACUUUCUAGGCAAAUACGGCUGGGCAGCUGGCUGGGGCGCCUUGAAUCCCGGUUCGCGUCUGCGCCCCAAAACGUUGCAAGCCGUCGAUGUGCCCGUGAUUGAGAAUCGCAUCUGCGAGCGCUGGCAUCGACAGAAUGGCAUCAAUGUGGUCAUCUACCAGGAGAUGCUCUGCGCUGGCUAUCGCAAUGGUGGCAAGGACUCGUGCCAGGGUGACUCCGGUGGCCCAUUGAUGCACGAGAAGAAUGGACGCUGGUACUUGAUAGGCGUCGUCUCGGCAGGCUAUUCCUGUGCCUCGCGUGGCCAACCCGGUAUCUAUCAUCGUCUCGCGUAUACCGUGGACUGGAUAUCCUAUGUCGUCGGUCUCACAGCCAACAUUUAAGCGCUAUAGAGCAACUCGCGUCUAAUUUAUUUUUUCAGCUCCCAGCCGGAGCGCGUCUUGUACAUAAUUCACUUUUCGGCUUCUUUGACAUACUCGUACACACUUCUUUUGCAUACACUUGUAAUCUCUCUAUUAUUUAUGCAUAUUUUUAAUAAAUCAUGAAACAAAUUAUAAAGUUAGUUGUAAGAAAAAAAAUGUGGAAGCUGCGUUCGGUAGAAUUUACUUAGCUAAGAAGAUAUCCUCUAAAGUGUGGGGAAAAACACAUCGAAAGAGCUUUGCGAUUUGCAUAAAAAUUUUAAAAUUUACCUAAACUAGAAAUUAAUUAUUAAUUAAUUUACUUAGUCAUAUGCGCUGUUACGUAAUUUUAAACUAUUUAUGAACUAAUUUUGUGUAAAUAAAUUAUGUAAAUGUUGAAAUCA
Molecule: messenger RNA, 4026 nt
Organism: Drosophila nasuta
Lineage: Eukaryota; Metazoa; Arthropoda; Insecta; Diptera; Drosophilidae
Exons: 9
Coding region: 1013-3607 (864 amino acids)
Biological process (GO): proteolysis
Molecular function (GO): serine-type endopeptidase activity
Source: RefSeq, a predicted model, not a curated record